Micropterus dolomieu (smallmouth bass) is the source of this 1659-nucleotide messenger RNA. RefSeq names its product transmembrane 4 L six family member 5 (gene tm4sf5). Bases 248 to 856 code for a protein of 202 amino acids. The transcript is spliced from 5 exons. Lineage: Eukaryota; Metazoa; Chordata; Actinopteri; Centrarchiformes; Centrarchidae. The record is from RefSeq and is a predicted model, not a curated record. Gene Ontology annotation, cellular component: membrane.
CUGAAAUCCGAUUGCAGGCGGCUACACCAAUACUUGGCCUUUGUUCCCACUCUCCUUCCUGCUCUAACUGUCCCUGGUUGUGUUUGACUUUCGCAGUGGUGAGCUUCUCAUACGCCUCUCGUUUUUUGUUUUUUUGUUUCGCCCACAUUUCACUGACGUCCCUCUGACUUACAGAGAGGGAAAGAUAUUCGGGUGAGAGUAUAAAAAGAGAGACCACAGCAAAUAACAGAGAAAAAAAGGUAAAGCCAUGUGUUGUACGGGGAAGUGUGCCCGCCUGGUGGGCCUGAUCCUGCUGCCUUCAGCGUUCAUCUGCAUGAUCUCCAACCUGCUACUGUUCUUCCCCAACGGGCAGAGACUGGAAAAUGACCAGAUCUCCCUCCAGGUCUGGCUCAUGGGGGGGCUCAUCGGAGGAGGCCUCUUUAUGUUGUGUCCUAGCUGUUCGGCUAUCAGGGCCGGGGGCAAGGGUUGCUGCGGAACAGGUUGCUGUGGCAACAGGUGCCGGAUGCUGAACUCUGUGUUCUCCUCUGCUUUUGGUGUGGUGGGAGCGAUCUACUGCACCAGUGUGGCCUCAGCAGGUCUGGCUAUUGGACCCAUGUGCCAGGUGGCCAGUGGCAAAUGGGAAUACCCCUUUGAAAACCUCGGCACGGGUAAUGGCAGCUACCUUGUAAACCAGACCAUGUGGACAACCUGUGAGUACCCUAAAAAUGCAGUGAUGUGGCACGUUGUCCUGUUCUCCAUCCUGCUGGCCAUGGGAGUGGUGCAGCUGGUGCUCUGCGGCAUCCAGGUGGUCAACGGCUGCUUGGGAUGCAUCUGUGGUGACUGUCGCGACAGCAAAGACGAUGAUGGUGGACUGUAAAAGUAAAGAAGAUCCCAGUUGUGACGCACCUUCACAAUGGUCCAGGAGAUAUUUCAUUUGUUUCCCAUGGUUCAUAUUCAGGGACAUCUCUCUAUAUGUUCGAGUUUUCAAUUGGUCCGCUUUGAUGCUUUUGUUUCACACCAAGUCUGUGUCUGUGAUGGCUUUUUUAAAAAUAUCAAAACCUUCCUCCAUUAUUGUAUGAAUUUUAUUCCAGCUGAUGGUUUAUGUGUAUUGCCUGCCUUAAUUUUAGUUGAACUCAACACAUUAAAAUAAUUACUGAAUUAAUAAGUAAUUUCGACUGAAGAACGUUAGCUAAGCUGUGGGUUAGCAAACUGUUGCUACAGUUGCUGUUGCGAAGCUAUCAUGCAGAGAGGACGAGACGGUCCCAGAGCCAGCACAGCAGCUCCAGACAGCGAUACUCACAACUGUCCUGCUACUACAGCUAAAAUCACAACAACACCAUGUCUUGACAAACUAAAAAAUAAGCUGAAUGUUUGUGGGCAAGUCAUUUAACGUUAACUGACAUACAAAUCAUGGCUAGAAUAGUGUUGUGUGGCGGGGUGCGGGCCACUUUGCUUGUUUCCCAUUAAUAGAGGCAGGGUUGUGUACAAACACCAGGUUGUUUUUCAGUGUACACAAAGAACAGCUUCGCUGAAUUUGACAAAAAUACAAGAAUUGGAUUAGAAAAGCACACCCCACCUUUAAGCGUAAUUGUAAAUAAUUAUUUGUGUUUAUGUGCUUCUACUUGUGUACUGUUUACGAGGUGAUUAAUUUAAACAAUAUUAAACAUUAUUUACUAUUUA